UGACUAUUGAUUGUAAUGUUUUCAAUUUUGAUAGGCGUCUGUAUUUAAUUACUCAAAAGAAAAUUUAUUGCAAAGAAUUCAUAACGUAAUUGAAAAUGAAAAUGGCUCAGCCUAUCUUUGGACGUUUGAGCAAUGGAGAAAUUCGACUAAAGUAUUCUCCUGCUGCCAUAAAGGUGAUUCACGAAAACGAGAAGAAUGGAUCCUCUCCAACAUUUUGUCUUCCUCCUGAUCAGGUAAGAUCACGGGCCAUGCAAGCUGUAAUGCAGAGGCAGGGCAAUACAGAUGAUGAAGUGGAAGUUCUUGGGGAGUAUUUGAUGCAAUUCGGAAAGUUCCGAAACCAGUCGUUCAAAUGGAUACUGGAAAAUGCAUUUGGGUUUGCGGUUUGGUUGCUGUGUGAUAUGCGUGCUGAGGUUUUUACUGAAGCUCCGUUGAGUAAAAACAAAGCUGCUUUUAUGAACUAUGCUUGUUCUUUUUGGGAGGUGCAAGAACAUGUUAAAAAACUAAUGAAGACAAAAGAAAAGGGGAAUAAUAAACCACCCGCUUCGAAGAAAAUGAAAAUUGUGGAUGACGAAAUUUCCUCCAUGAGUAAGCAAUCAAAGUUGGAAAACAUUCAAGGUGUUAAUUUUAGUACGACACCUACACAAGAUGAAUACAGGGCUUCGAGUGACUUCAUGGUCGGUACAAAACGGAGUGUUCUUUCUCAGAAACAGAAAGCGGGGUAUAAAGAAUCCCUCUUACCUGGUGGUUGGCAACAAACUUUACCCAAAGUCGACCACACAUGGGUAGCUCAGACAUUCUUUAAACAAAAUGUUUAUACUGGAAAACCAGAACUUGACUUGGCAAGAAUUGAUAAACUUUGGUGGUAUCCACCUCAGCCACCCCUUCGGUGUACAGAGCAACCAAAUCCUUCAAGAUACUUUGGUCACAAGUUACUUAUGUGGAUGCCGACACUAAUUUGGCGAUCAGUGCUGGUGUGCCCUUAUCCAAACUGCUCUCAGGUUCUCACAAGUGCAGGAGUUUACCACCACACUAAACAAGUGAUGGACUUAGAUGACAGUUACUACAUGGCUGCAGAACAUUUGAAAUGUUCUAAAUGCAAAGAAAAGUACAUCAGUUGGGAUGAGAAUAUUGUCAAUCAGUUAUGUAUUGGCCACAGACUACAGUUCCCAGUUCUCCUAUCAUAUAAACCUGCUUGUGACAGUUAUGUUAUCAGUAUGCUUGGUCAAACUGCUUCUGGCUUUAGCACCAUUCAACUGCACAAGGAAUUAAAGGAAAUGCAUAGUGAUAAAUGGCUGAGGCAAACUGUACAAUACUUAUCCGACUGUCAGAGAUUUAUGAAAUUUAGCAAAGACCAUUUGAAUUUGAAGCCCAUAUUCAAGAAACCACCUCAGUUCAUUGAAUACACGAUACAAAUGCCAGAAGUUAAUCCCACUACAUUGACACUACUCGAGAAGAAGAAAGAACUAGAUUUACUAAAACGAAGUCUUGGUUUGGAACAACCAGGGAUGACCUCAUCACAACAACCAAUACCACCACAACAACCAAUACCACCACAACAACCAAUACCACCCCAACAACCAAUACCACCACAACAACCAAUACCACCACAACAACCAAAACAACCACAACAAACAAUACCACCACAACAACCAAUACAACCACAACAACCAAUACCACCACAACAACCAAUACCACCACAACAACCAAAACAACCACAACAAACAAUACCACCACAACAACCAAUACCAUCACAACAACCAAUACCACCUCCAAUAACAUUAAAUAUUCCAGUUACAUUCAAUGUUCCCGUAAGCACAACUGGCGAGGCGAAAAUUCAACAGACCCCGUUAAUCAUACAACCUGCUUACCUUAUACCUAUUGCUCCCAAACGAAUAAGCAUGAAUGUAUUUGACGCACCGAUGACCAAAAGCAAGCCCAUAUUUGACGCACCCAUGAACAAAAGCAAGCGUAAUUACUUGAAAAGGAAACAUAAGGAAGAACAAGCUGGGAAAGUGCGAAGGUCAUAUUAUAGACCUGGACCAAUUAAGUGUGGAAAAUGCAAAAAGAUUCGGGAGUCUGAAAAUCACAAACAAUAUUAUGGGAAUUGGUAUUGCAAAGAAACUAACCCAAAAACACAUGGAGAGUGGUUAAAAGUAAUGAAAGAAACAGGAAUUGGACGCAAAAAAGUAAAUGAUUUUUAACAGUAAUUAUUUUAAUCAUAUCACUGCCUUUUUAUAUGCUUUUGCCACCAUUGUACCCUUUACCACAAAAUGAUCACUACAAUUUCCACAAAAUCUUCACUAGCCAUUUUCAUUAAAUCUUCGUCACCAAAACCUUAACACAGUAAAAAUCAGAGUGAUCAGUUUA
This is a messenger RNA of Ciona intestinalis (vase tunicate), 2367 nucleotides long. The record is from RefSeq and is a predicted model, not a curated record. Lineage: Eukaryota; Metazoa; Chordata; Ascidiacea; Phlebobranchia; Cionidae.